GCCACUAUAUUUCCAGCCCCUAAAACAUACUUUUAAUAUGUAAUACUUUGGCUGCUCUUUAUGGAAAGUAUAUUGUUCAAUGUGUUCUAAUUAAUCAUAGAAGAUGUUCAUUUUUUUUCAAAUGAGAAAGAUAGGAUUUCCUUUCUCAUAGCUGAGUCACACCCAGGUGUGUUUACUAACUGCUUUUCCUGUUUCCUUCACUAUGUGAAUGUGCUGUAUUGGCAGAAUAAUGUACUCAGAUGGAAAAGUCUAGUUCCUCGGAGCAGCCUUGUGAGGCAGCGCUGCCUUCAGUGCGUUCAACAGUCAGGAGGGCGAAGCUCAGACGCUGACGUCUGCACAGGGACCAACACCCCUCAGACUCCAAGGGAUCCUGUGACUGAGGAUGCAGGACCUUCUCCUGGUGGGUGCAAGACGCGGCAGACGAGGAUCCCCUUUCCUGGCUCACUCUGGAGUGGAUCCUCAUCUGGGAUGACUGUGGUUCAUCUGGGGAUCCUGAAUGUUCAGGGCCAGUUUCCAGAUGGAAAGUUAAAGCAGCCUCAUUGGCCAUGAUGGUUCUAAAGCUGAUUUCACCCCCAGGCAACAAGUGGAUAGAGGCUCAAGAUGAUGAAGACCAAGGUUGAAGUUGAGGGUUUGGUGUCACAGGAGAUGGUGACAUGCAAGGAUGUGGCUGUGGUCUUCAGUGAGGAGGAGCUGGAGCUGCUGGACGCUGCCCAGAAGAAGCUGUACUGUGACGUGAUGCUAGAGAACUUCAGGAAUGUGGUGUCCCUGGGGCAUCAGAUCAUGACUCCAGAGGUUUCACUCCAACUCAAGAGAGAAGACUUGCUUUGGGUGUUGACGAUGGUCAGUUGGAACUGUGAGUCUACAGGUGAGAACAGAGUGACUCAGCUACCCUGCUUCUCAGCCUGUGCACAACUUUGGGGCUGGUGUCAGCCAGGGCUUUUGCCGCUCUCGUGAAUCCAUCCCGCUCUCAGCAUCAGUUUCCACUUGUACCGACUCCCUCGGACUUAGUCACAUGAUGCUCUUCCUCUCAGUCUUCAGCCCCAUCAGAGAGUCCACAAGAGACACAGAUCGACCCAGUCUGAUGCACUGUUUAAAAAUCUCAGUCAAAGGCCACUAUUUCAGU
Messenger RNA from Peromyscus californicus insignis, 1123 nucleotides. Its product is annotated as zinc finger protein 45-like. Gene Ontology annotation, biological process: regulation of DNA-templated transcription. Lineage: Eukaryota; Metazoa; Chordata; Mammalia; Rodentia; Cricetidae. The transcript is spliced from 3 exons. The coding region runs from base 601 to 954 and encodes 117 amino acids. The record is from RefSeq and is a predicted model, not a curated record.